Chlorella variabilis is the source of this 327-nucleotide messenger RNA. RefSeq lists its product as hypothetical. The record is from RefSeq and is a predicted model, not a curated record. Bases 1 to 327 code for a protein of 108 amino acids. Gene Ontology annotation, molecular function: dynein light intermediate chain binding; minus-end-directed microtubule motor activity; dynein intermediate chain binding. Lineage: Eukaryota; Viridiplantae; Chlorophyta; Trebouxiophyceae; Chlorellales; Chlorellaceae. Gene Ontology annotation, biological process: microtubule-based movement. Gene Ontology annotation, cellular component: dynein complex. The transcript is spliced from 3 exons.
AUGGGCCUCAAAGUCACCAACGAGGCACCCGUGGGCGUCAAGGCCGGCCUGCGCGCCUCCUACCAGUGGGUGACCCAGGAGAUGCUGGACGCGGUCAACAGGUACGAGUGGCGCCAGCUCCUCUUCACCACCUGCUUCCUGCACUCGGUGGUGCAAGAGCGGCGCAAGUUUGGGCCCAUCGGCUGGAACAUCCCCUACGAGUUCUCCCAGGGGGACCUGGCAGCAGUCACCCAGUUUUUGCAGGCGGGGCUGGAGGGCACAGCGAACCACAUCGCCGACAUGGAUGCCAAGCGUGCGGCGCAACCCGACUGGGCCACAGUGCGGUGA